AUUUGCAAAUCAACAUGGCAGUCAGUAGAGGGAUUGUAAUUGAGAAGUUUGAAUAUGUACAGAUAUGUGAAAAUAUUGUAGAUCGUUUAUAUAAAGUCCUAUGGGAGACAAAUAAAAACAAUAAUGUAAUUAAGUUAAAAAUACCACGGUAUAAAUUAAAACAAAAUUUUGAAUCGUUAUUCAUAAAAUACAAUUGAAUCAAUAACAUAGGUUAUUCGAUCUAAACUGUAAUUAAAAAAUGACAACAUCAAAAGAAUUAAAUUUAGCUAGAAAAAGUCUCGUUGCAUCGCUUGGAGAAAACGCAAAAGUGUAUUUUGAAAAGAUGAAGCUCUGGUUCCAGAUGAAAACAACCAAAGAAGAAUUUGAUUGCGAGGCAAGGAAUAUUAUGACAGAAGACCAAGUUCAUCUUCAUAAUGAAUUUCUUUUGUGUUUGUUUAACAAGGUCAGGGGUUUAGCUGCUGCUACACCAACUCGUAAAAUAGAUAGAGACAAAGCCAUAAAAGAGAAAAGACUGCGAUUAAAGCGUAAAUACAAAACAGACAAAUCAAAUUUUGAGCCAGCAGAUAUGUAUGUUGAAGUAUUAAGCCAAACAUCAUCACCUGUUGGAGAUGAACCUAUUGGAGCAAAUCGUUCUAGCGCACAAGAGCUUGUGUUGCCAGACAGAACUUUUGUUUUAGCCAGAUUGAUGCUUGCAGCAUGGGAAAAUAAUAUGGAUGGUGCAGAAGAGAAUACAGCACAUAUAGUUAUAGCUGCUACUCAGAUUUUUUUGAAAAAUAUACUAACAGCAAUAUUUACAAGGAGAAAGGGAUACACAGUAAGAGAUAACUCUUUCAUUUGCAAUAUUGGAGAACCAGUACCUAGUUCAUGGAAACGGAAUUCCACUUAUAUAUUACGAUCAUCAGACCGUACUGCAACAGAAAUAAUAGAUCCUUAUGGUCAAGUACCUUGCAUAAAACCAAAUUUUGAAGAGGCAGAACAAGCUACAGCAUUUGCCUAUGCAUGCUCUCCUCAGACUAUUCCACCUCCACUGAAACCAGUUAAUGCAGCUGAUUUACAGCAUACACUAAAGAUGUACAAAAAUCUUGUUAGCAAUCAUACCAUUUAUGCCACUAAUAUGGAGCGUUUAUUUACAUAUGCUACACAUCCAACAUGGGAAGAUUUUGAAGCUAAAAAACUAGUAUGUCAACAGACUAUAACAUAAGUACCAAUGAUUGUAAAUAAACUAUUUCUUAAGAUGAAUCAUUUAAAUAUUAAGUAUUAGAGUGAAUGUUAAAAAGUUGCAUGUAUUAUUUAUGAUGUUUUUUACGAAAUAUACUUUGGUAAUAAAAUUUAAAAAACUGAAGUCAUAUUACUAUAUCCUACUAAAGUUCUUUUAAUAGCUUUAAAAAUCAAAAUUUUUCACUUAAAGAGGUACCUUUAUUUAUAAUAGUUUACAGUAAAGUGUGAUUAAGA
Hylaeus volcanicus is the source of this 1452-nucleotide messenger RNA. Its product is annotated as transcriptional adapter 1-like. Gene Ontology annotation, cellular component: SAGA complex. The transcript has 5 exons. Gene Ontology annotation, molecular function: transcription coactivator activity. The record is from RefSeq and is a predicted model, not a curated record. Gene Ontology annotation, biological process: regulation of transcription by RNA polymerase II. Lineage: Eukaryota; Metazoa; Arthropoda; Insecta; Hymenoptera; Colletidae. Bases 239 to 1201 code for a protein of 320 amino acids.